CCUGAGAUAGUAAAUGAUUUUAUCCAUUCAAUUAGUGGGAUUUAAUAUGGAAACUGUGUAGGAAAUUAAAAAAAAAAAAAGAAAAAGCAUGAUGAGGCCAAGAAUCCUGACCUGGUUAUGAGCUGAUCAGUGGAGUGACAGCUGAGGCUUUGCUCUGUUUAUCUUAAAGGGGUUUUAUUUCUCAAUUCCCGGGUGCGUGGAGCCAGCAGCACAGCGGGAUAAUCACACAGCACCGGGAAUGCAGGACCCAUUAAUGAGCACCUGGCACUGGCAGCUGAUGGGGAGGACGCCGAGCUCCUGAUAAGAGUCUCAGCCUCGGGGAUCCCUCCAGCACAGCUCAGCGCUUGGGAGGCGUUUGCAGAGGAGGAUUUUUACUGCUCUGUCAGAGGAGCAAACGAGGAGCAGAAAAGCAGCUAAAUCCACAUCGAGACAAUUGUUCCUUGGGAACCAACCAUUACCUAAGGGAUGAUUUUUGAUGCAGGAUUUUCAUUAAAAAGCAUAAAUCACCUGCAGCUCCAGAGGGGUCCUAAGGCAAAAGCCUUUGUGGGAACUGGGGAACAAAAGGUUUCCUGGGAUUUAUGCAGAUGGAGCUUUGUGCAGCGGGGCUGAACACGGGGACCUGCACUGGCCCUGUGAAGUGUGUCCCCAGCCAGGUGUGGCCCUGCCCCAUGUCUCCCUUCCAGGAGUGCUGCCUGCCAGGGUUGCAGUGCCCCGAGCCCUUUGCUGUGACCUGCAAUGAGACCUGUGUGAUCCAGUACCCCGACACCGUGGUGGACAUCGUGGAGCCCCACCAGCCCCCCUACUCCCUGAUCUACCCCGGGCCCAGGCUCACCACCUUCCCCCAGCACACCAUCGUGGGAUCCACCAUCCUGGACGUCAGGAGCUUCCUUGGAGCCAGGGGAGCCCUGGGGUUUAGGGAACUUGCAGGCCAACCCAAACCCACCACGGAUAUCUGUGGAUAGACUGAAAAGCAGGACUGAGCACUAAAGAGCCCGACUAAGUUUAUGGAUAAUGGAUUAGAGAAGUGCUGAGCUCCCGAGGUUCCCAGUGGAGUCAAUAAAUCCAUGGCUUCCUGGCACUAGACCUGCCCGAGGACUAGAAUUUCCAAACUCCAAGAAACUGAAAUUUCACCACUGACCUGGUUCAAAAUUAGGAUGAAAUAAACCCCCGAAUUUUCCGAGAAACCAGAUUUUCUAAAAAAAAAAAAAAUCUUUAUUUUUUUUCUUGGUUUGGUAAAACUGUGUGUCAAUAAAUUCAUUUUUAUGCCAACAUUGAUGUUCUAUUAUCAAUUUAUCUCCAA
Molecule: messenger RNA, 1300 nt
Organism: Corapipo altera (White-ruffed manakin)
Lineage: Eukaryota; Metazoa; Chordata; Aves; Passeriformes; Pipridae
Product: feather keratin Cos2-2-like
Exons: 5
Coding region: 579-962 (127 amino acids)
Cellular component (GO): intermediate filament
Molecular function (GO): structural constituent of cytoskeleton
Source: RefSeq, a predicted model, not a curated record